AGUAUGCAUGUGUUCCUGGUGUUAAACUCAGCACUGUGAGAAAGUCACAAAUCACAGCAAGUUUGUUUAAAGCUUUUUAAAAGGGAAAAGACACAAUGUCAGAACUUAUUCAUGAGCCAGCUCUAAGUUGAAUACUUAAAAUUCUCUCCGUGUGAAUUGCACAGCUGAGGCAGGAAAAAGAGCGUAGUAUGGAUUUAGUGGGAGUGAAUGUUAUUGAAACUGCAGCUCUGGGGAGACCCUUCCAGCUGGGAAUGCUGUAUGACUGCAGAAAAGAUGCACUCGUACCAGGAAUCACACUAUGGGAUAAAGAGCAGCUGCAGCAGAGUAUACGGCAUCAUCCUCAAAUUAAUACAGAUUUCAGUGUUACAGCUUCAGAUUCCAUUGAGGAAAAAUCUCACCUACUGAACAUAGAUGGUUAUCUAAAGCUGAGCCUUUUAAGUGGACUCAUCAAUGUUAGAGGAGCGGCCAAGUAUCUCAGUGACACCAAGAAGUCAUUCAGACAACAGAGACUGACCCUACAUUAUCAUUCAACCACCAAGUUUGAAGAACUGACCAUGAACCACUUGGCUUCUGGAAAUAUAGCUCACUAUGAAGCGUUUGAUAAUGAUACAGCCACACAUGUGGUGACAGCUGUGCUGUAUGGAGCAAAUGCUUGCUUUGUUUUUGAUAGAGAAGUUGCAUCAGAUGAAGACAAAAGCACAGUAGAAGGAGAAGUAAAGGCUGCCUUUGAUAAACUAAAGGGAAUUUCAGUAGGCGCACAGAUUGAUCUGAGCCUGAAUGACAAGCAGAAGACUGCAGUUCAAAAAUUCAGUUGCACAUUUUAUGGAGACUUCCAGUUGCAGUCUAACCCAGCCUCUUUUGAAGAUGCUCUAAAUGUUUUUGCUGAUCUUCCAAAACUUAUGGGAGAGAACAAGGAACUUGCAGUUCCACUGAGAGUGUGGCUUUAUCCCCUGGACAAACUACAUUCACAUGCUGCAAAACUUCAAAAAGAGAUCAGCAUAGGUCUAAUAAAAAAUCUUGAAUCAGUAUUUGAAACACUGAGUACAACUGAAAUGAAAUGCAGUGAUCUUCUGAAGGACACGCCAUCUUUGGCUUUUGCCAAAUUUUGUGACAAAAUAAUCCAUAUGAAGCAAAACUGCUUUAUCUAUAAAUUAAGUUUCAUGAAGAAACUUGGCUCUCUGUUGCCAAAAAUCCGUGGUGAUAUAGAAAAGGAAACAGCAUUAAAUGAGCUUCUGCAUGAUCAUGAAGAAUGUCCAUUCAGAGGAAGUGAUCUUCAGCAAUGGAUAAAAGAAAAAGAGCAGGAAUCUGUCAUAAUUAAAACACUUCUUAGACAACUGACUGAUUCUGGAGCCACAGUGGAAGAGAAUCUAGAUAAAAUUUUAAUGGAUCUGGAAGUUGAAAAUGUGGUUAGCUACACUUUUACAUCAUUUGAAUGGCCAGAUGUGCUCCUUUCUAAACAAAAGGCUUUCCUGAAUCCUUCAACAAUGGACAACAAUGGUGAGGAUUCACCUAAUUCCAAGCAAAAAACUGGCUUCACCUCUGAAAUCAAAGCAACUAUGAAGAGUAACUUGAAAAUCUAUAAAAACCUGAUCAAAUCAAAAACAUGUAAGCCAGCAAAAUUUAUUGUUGCAUCAAAAGAAAUCAAAAACAAUCCAGGUUCCUGUAUUCUCCUCUAUGAGAAUGAAUCUGAUGAAGCCACCUGUUUCACUCCUCCAUCAAAACCAGCUUGUCCAGUCAUUGAACAGAUCAGUGGUCACAGUGUGGUUGUGAAGGUGUCUCCAGCAUGUCCUGCAACAGAAGAGCUCAGGUUAUUGUACAAAAUGAAGGAAGAGAAAGACUGGAAAUCUCAGUCUGUGCAGAGUCAGGAUACAGUCACUCUGACAGAUCUCAGUCCAGACACUGAGUAUGAGAUGAAAUACGCAGCUGUGGGGAAGCUGAACUACAACGUAGACAGUGAUGUCAUUCAUCUCAGAGUCAUAGACAAGAAACUCAUCGAUGCCACAGAGUCUGUCUUAGAAAUACUAAACUUGAUUGAAAACAAGUGCAGUGAACUUAUGCAGGACAACAGUGCAGUCACAUUCAGUGCAAUUCACAGGAAGAUUCAAGACAUGAUGAGAUACUGCCAAACCUAUAAACAAGAUUUAAGUAACAGAAUUAAAUCAGUGAUUCAGUCCAUUCAAACCUGUGAAGAAGAUAUUAGUGCUCUGACAGACCUUCUGCAAGCUCAUAAAGAGUCUCCAUUUAACAAAAGCUAUCUUAUGGAGUGGAUCACAGUGAAAGAAAACGAAUCAAAUGCAGUUAACAAGUUUCUUCAACAACUGUGUGACUCUAGAGCUGAAGUGAACAAUACCUUUGAUACAUUUUUGUUAGAUAUUAGCAUAAAGAAUCUGGUGUGCUACACAUUUAGUUCUCUUGAUCUGCCAGAUGACUUGCUUUCUGAUCAAGAAAAAUUUUUGAAGCUUCAAAUGAUGAAGAGAAAUUCAGAGAAGAAACAUAAUGCAAUGCCUCAUACAUGGCUCACUGGAAGCAUUAGGGAGACAAUGAAAAAGCAUUUGAAAGUAUUUAAAGAGCUGAUGCUUUUACAUGGUGAUCAGUCCACAACAUUUUUGGUCACCUCAAAAGAGCACACAAUUCAUCCUGGUUCCUGCAUUCUCCUCUAUGAGAAUGAAUCUGAUAAACCCAUCUGUUUCACUCCUCCAUCAAAACCAGCUUGUCCAGUCAUUGAACAGAUCAGUGGUCACAGUGUGGUUGUGAAGGUGUCUCCAGCAUGUCCUGCAACAGAAGAGCUCAGGUUAUUGUACAAAAUGAAGGAAGAGAAAGACUGGAAAUCUCAGUCUGUGCAGAGUCAGGAUACAGUCACUCUGACAGAUCUCAGUCCAGACACUGAGUAUGAGAUGAAAUACGCAGCUGUGGGGAAGCUGAACUACAACGUAGACAGUGAUGUCAUUCAUCUCAGAGUCAUAGACAAGAAACUCAUCGAUGCCACAGAGUCUGUCUUAGAAAUACUAAACUUGAUUGAAAACAAGUGCAGUGAACUUAUGCAGGACAACAGUGCAGUCACAUUCAGUGCAAUUCACAGGAAGAUUCGAGACAUGAUGAGAUACUGCCAAACCUACAAACAAGAUUUAAGUAACAGAAUUAAAUCAGUGAUUCAAUCAAUUCAAACCUGUGAAAAAGAUAUUAGUGCUCUGAUAGACCUUCUGCAAGCUCAUAAUGAGUCUCCAUUUAACAAAAGCUAUCUGACAGACUGGAUCACAGUGAAAGAAAAAGAAUCAAAUUCAGUUAAUAAGUUUCUUCAACAACUGUGUGACUCUGGAGCUGAAGUGAAUAAUAACUUGGACACAUUUUUGUCAGAUAUUGAAGUAAAAAAUCUGGUGUGCUACACAUUUAGUUCUCUUGAUCUGCCAGAUGACUUGCUUUCUGAUCAAGAAAAUUUCCUGAAACCUUCAGUAAUGAUGAGAAACUCUGAGAAGAAACCUAAAGCAGUGCCUCAAACAUGGCUUACGGGAAGUGUCAGGGAGAAAAUGAGAGAACUUUUAGAAAUAUUUAAAGAGCUGAUGCUUUUACAUGGUGAUCAGUCCACAACAUUUUUGGUCACUUCAAAAGAGCACACAAUUCAUCCUGGUUCCUGCAUUCUUCUCUAUAAGAAUGGAUCUGAUGAAGCCAUUUGCUUUACUCCUCCAUUAAAACCAGCUUGUCCAGUCAUUGAAAAGAUCAGUGGUCACAGUGUGGUUGUGAAGGUGUCUCCAGCAUGUCCUGCAACAGAAGAGCUCAGGUUACUGUACAAAAUGAAGGAAGAGAAAGACUGGAAAUCUCAGUCUGUUCAGAAUCAUGACACAGUCACUCUGACAGAUCUCAGUCCAGACACUGAAUAUGAGAUGAAAUAUGCAGCUGUGGGGAAGCUGAACUACACCGUAGACAGUGAUGUCACCAGAGCUACUACACGCUCAACCAACAUCAGAGCGGAAAGUACAAGGAACACAAUAUUUAACAAGGAGGUAACAGUCUUCUCCAUUUUGACUGGAAAAACAGCUAUGUCACACAAACACAUUAUUAGUACUCUACAAACCCAAAUUGAGGAUCUGAGGGAAGUUCGCACAGUGGACAAGAGUGACAUUAUUAUGGGUUUCUGCCCUAUUGUUUCUCGAGUUGGAACUGACAUUGAUGCAGCACUGAAAACUUUCAGUCAAUAUACAGGAGAAACUAAACUGGCUGUUCUAGUGGUGCUUCAUCACACAUUUGACCCAGAGAAAACGGUCCCAGACAGCAGCAAAUAUGUCAACAGGACAGACAUACUCACAGUGGACUAUCUGUUUUAUGAGGAUGUAGGAUUACUGAAGUGUCAGAAGAAUUCAGAUUCCACUAACAAAGUUGUGAACUGGCUAAUACAGCAGGGGAGGAAAAAAGGUGUCAAAAUAUGUCCACGUCAAAACAAAUUACUCAACAAAUCAGCUUGGAAUCCACCUUGGUCAUGGUGAAGACCAUGAUAUGAUGAGGGUCGAUAACUGGCUUAGAAUAAAGGAGGGCAACCCACACUCUCCAUCUACAAUAGAGCUUGUUUUUCCCCAUUCUUUCAUAAAUAAAAAGACUUGCUGGUUAAGGGAGAAACAAAGCAAUGCUUCAUGUUCUGGAUUACACAAAUUCAUUUGUUCUUUGUACUCUCUUUUAUUCAAAGAUUUUUGACAAAUGAUUAAUAUUAAGUGUGCAAAAAAAAGUAAUAGUCUGAUUAGCAUAUAAUUGUAUAUAAUGUAUGUAAUUAUUGUAAUAAUUGAAACCAUUUAUGUGAUAAAUUAAAGUAGCUGUCAUGUUUACUGAUGAAUUAUAUAUUUCUGCACCAUUGCCUGAAGACAAAGGGAUAUAAAACAUUAUUAAAUCA
Molecule: messenger RNA, 4876 nt
Organism: Labeo rohita (rohu)
Lineage: Eukaryota; Metazoa; Chordata; Actinopteri; Cypriniformes; Cyprinidae
Exons: 8
Coding region: 189-4478 (1429 amino acids)
Molecular function (GO): protein binding
Source: RefSeq, a predicted model, not a curated record